CUAGGGGGACAAGGGGGGGACGGUCCCCACGCUGGGGUGGGUAGGGUCCAGGGAGCGCCUGGCCUACGUGGAGACAGCGAGACCACCACCUUGCAGCUGGAGGGGCACACGGACACGUCUCAGACUGUCACAUCCCCGCGGUGCAGCAGCACAGGGGAGCUGACCCCCCGGACAGCCAGGGGACACCGCGGAGGGGCCCGACCCUGCCCCAUCCUCACAGGGCACGAUGGCACCAGGGAGAGGGGAUGCGUGCCGCAUGCCGGGGGCAGCGGGGACGUGCGCGGCGGCCCAGGCCGCCCUCUGCAAGGCCACGGCCGGGCACCGGCUGCUGGUGCUGCAGCUCGGGGGCAGCGCCGACAGCCCCCGGCUGCGAGAGGAGCGGCGCAGGAGGAGCGCGGAGGCCCGCGACCUCAGCACCGGGCUGCAACGCACGCUGCUGGCAGGGCUGCGGCAGGCGUCGGCGAGCCCCGAGGAGCGGCGGGAGCUGGAGAGGCUGUGGGUGCUCUUCCUCUCCACCCUGGAGCUCUUCCUGCAGGAUCUGCGCCGAGCCCACCACCUCUGCCAGCUCUUCUCCAUGCAGGGGGGGGGCACAACCCCACUGCGCACUGGGCUGGGGAGCCGGGGACUGCCCAGCCACAAGGGAAGCCGGCGAGGGGGGGGUCCUGCACAGCCCCCGGCCACCCCGUGCCUGGAGGAAGAGAUCGAGCAGGUGAGAGCCACACUGGUGGAGAUGGAGAGCAGAGCCAACAUCCCACCGUGGACAGUGGAGGCCACGCAGCCAGCAGGGAUGGGUGGCACUGCAGCCCCUGCAGCUGGGGCGGCUCGGGAGGGGUCUCACGCCGGGCACUGCUGCAGGAUCCUCUGACUGGGGGGCAGGAGAGAAGGUGGCAGGGCUGGCACCCCCCAUGCCCACUCAGGCAUCACAGAGCAGGGGACAGAGCGCUGCAUUACCCCCCUGGGCAGACGAUGCUGGGGGCUGCUCCCACCCUGUGGAGGGAAGAAGGACGAGCUCCAGGCACCCCAAGUGUUAAUAAAGGCCCUGUUACCCC
Molecule: messenger RNA, 1049 nt
Organism: Aquila chrysaetos chrysaetos
Lineage: Eukaryota; Metazoa; Chordata; Aves; Accipitriformes; Accipitridae
Product: regulator of G-protein signaling 9-binding protein-like
Biological process (GO): G protein-coupled receptor signaling pathway
Cellular component (GO): neuron projection
Source: RefSeq, a predicted model, not a curated record